ACACACACACACACACACACACACACUCCCAAGUCUUUGCCUCCCUUUCCAGCUCUCAGCGGAGCCAACUAGAUGGUGUUGCUUUCUUCAUUAUCUCCCGUCAGUCUUUUCUACGCGUGACAAGAGCAACAAGAGCAACAAGGAACAGUCCAACAAACCGACAGCAGCUACAACAGCAAACAACAAGAAGAAAGCAAAAACAAGGAAUAGGCAGAGACAAGCAAACAGCAGGGCAGCGCAGGGCAGGGAAGGCAAGAAAGGAAAGAAAGGCGGCAAAGGCAGCCGGCUCUACACACAAAACCCACAUAAAAAUCCCACACUCUCCUCCCCCCCUCCGCGCCUUUCUCGUUGCAGAGAACAAUGGCCAACUCAGAUCCGCCAGGAGCCGGUCUGUGGGAGGACACGAUGGGCGGCAGCAACGAAGGGUACGGCUUUUUCGACCUCGACGCCUUUAUCAGCAUGGACGGCAGCGCCACCACCGACUCCAUGUCGACCGACGACGUCGAUCAUCACCACCACCACCACCACCACCACCACCACCGCAACAUGUUCCGCCUCUCCAUCGACGGGGGCGGCAGCAGCAGCAGGGCCGACGACGGCGACGAAGAGGCCUCGCCCCCGACCUCGUACAGGUCGGACGACCACGCCGUCGUCUGCGUGCCGGCCGAAGCCGACGACGAGCUGCAGUCCCAGCAGCAGCAGCAGCAGCUCCACUUACGCCACCACCACCACCAGCGGCAGAUGGAGGCCAACCUGGAGCUGCUGCGCCGCCAACGGCGCUUUCUGUCGUCGCCUAGCCGCAUGUUCGAAAAUACGGCGGCGGCGGCGGCGGGGCCCGGGUCCGUUUCCGACUCGGAGAUCUUGCGGCUCGAGGACCUGUCCGUCUGCUCGCCGCGCCGCCCCGUCGCCGCAGCCGCACAGCAACCGCAGCAGCCGCAGCAGCAGCAGUCGUUCCCGGCCUCGGCGCCGCCCUCGAGGCGCGCCUCGCCCACCAAGCCCGGCCUGCUGACCAAGAUGUACGAAAAGGCGGCCGCGACGCUGGCGGCGAGGCCGGGCGGGAGCCGCUCCCCGCUGAAGCGCGCGCAGACGGAUCUGCAGCAGCAGCAGGGGCAGGGUUGCGAGCACGAGCACGAGCACGAGCACGAGCACGGCGGCGCCUUUCCUCUGUCGCCGCCGUCGAGCGACCACCAACACCACCAAUACAGUCAAGGCCAGGUCUUUGUUGUCGACAGGAGCAGUCUCGACGACCCCUUUAGCGACGCGGGCGGCCCGCAGCAGCAGCACAUCAAACUGGAGAGCGGCCACGACCACGACGACCGCGGCCACCAGGAGCACCACCACCACCACCACAGCCACGACAUGGUGGUCCUCCCCGAAACGCCCGUCACCACCCCGCUGCUGGGCCACGAGGCCGUCAUGGAGGUGGCCGACAAGGCGGCCCGGGACGCCCUCCUCGCGACGAACUCGGGCUGGCUCGCCGCGGGUCCAGUAGACGCGGCGCUGUGGACGGGCGCGCACCGCGCGGCCCGCCGCACGCCUCGGUGCAGCAGCAGCAGCAGCAGCAGUCGCAGCAGCAGUCGCAGUCGCAGUACCCGCCCGCCCCGGACGGCGGCGACCUGGCGUACCACUACACCACAACCACCACCACCGCCGCCGCCGCCAGGCCCUACCAGCCCCCUUUCGCGACGGCACCCAUGCCGUCAGACAGCAGCAGUGCUGUCCCUGCCGGCGCCAUGA
Gaeumannomyces tritici R3-111a-1 is the source of this 1737-nucleotide messenger RNA. RefSeq lists its product as hypothetical. The transcript has 2 exons. Lineage: Eukaryota; Fungi; Ascomycota; Sordariomycetes; Magnaporthales; Magnaporthaceae. The coding region runs from base 361 to 1737 and encodes 458 amino acids. The record is from RefSeq and is a predicted model, not a curated record.